Nematolebias whitei (Rio pearlfish) is the source of this 916-nucleotide messenger RNA. RefSeq names its product caspase 17, apoptosis-related cysteine peptidase (gene casp17). Bases 23 to 826 code for a protein of 267 amino acids. Gene Ontology annotation, biological process: proteolysis. Lineage: Eukaryota; Metazoa; Chordata; Actinopteri; Cyprinodontiformes; Rivulidae. The transcript has 4 exons. The record is from RefSeq and is a predicted model, not a curated record. Gene Ontology annotation, molecular function: cysteine-type endopeptidase activity.
CCUGCAGCAGUGAAGAGAAGCCAUGGAUGGAGGGGGGGAGCGUAACAGGGCUGUGGUGAUGUCUGUGGCCUCCUUUGACUACGGAGUACCCCUGGGAAAUAGGAAUGGAGCCAAGAGGGACGCUAAGAAGCUCCACAGCACUCUCAGCAAGCUGGGCUUUAAGGUAGACGUGCACAAUGAUCUGCGCAGCGAGGAGAUCUACGAGCUCUUCCUCCAAGAGAGCCGGCGGCCUGUGAAGGACUGCUUUCUGGCCGUCCUCUCGUCUCACGGGCAGGAAGGCUGCGUGUUCGGAGCUGACGGGAAGCCAGUUCGACUGUCUCGUAUCUUCAGAUACUUUGACAACGACUACAUGGAGAAAAAGACCAAACUGUUUUUGAUACAGGCGUGUCGAGGAGACGCUCUGGAUGAUGGAGUGCAGGUGGAUUCAGCUGAUGACCAGACAGAGAGCAACAGCUUCUCACAGUAUCUUUCUGUCCCAGUGGACACAGCUGUAAUGUACGCCACAGCACCAGGCUAUGGAGCAUUCAUGAGCCCCUUAGGCUCCAUCUUCCUCCAGACUUUCUGCUCUUUAUUAGAAGAGGAGGACCAUCAAAACCUGGAGCUGACUCGCCUAAUGACACGAAUCACCCACAGCAUAGCCUACAACUUCCAGGCUAAAGGUCAAAUGUUCAACGGGAAGAAAGAGAUGCCGUGCCUACUGACAAGACUGACAAGAGAAGUGUUUCCUUUUGCCGAGUCAGGGAAAGACAGCGGGGCCUCAGGAAUGUCAGCCACAUCACUGGUCGCCACCAAGAACGUCAGGACGCGGACUCCUUGUAUUGUUUAAACGUUGGAAUGCCAGCAUGUGUUACUAACUGUGCAGAAGGACGUUAUUAUUACCAGGAAUCUAGACACUUGAUAGACAGAUAACAAAAAA